Messenger RNA from Anolis carolinensis (green anole), 5794 nucleotides. It is a transcript of the gene sdha, whose product is annotated as succinate dehydrogenase complex flavoprotein subunit A. The record is from RefSeq and is a predicted model, not a curated record. Gene Ontology annotation, molecular function: electron transfer activity; flavin adenine dinucleotide binding; succinate dehydrogenase (quinone) activity. Bases 91 to 2085 code for a protein of 664 amino acids. NCBI's taxonomy places the organism in Eukaryota, Metazoa, Chordata, Lepidosauria, Squamata, Anolidae. The transcript is spliced from 15 exons. Gene Ontology annotation, biological process: mitochondrial electron transport, succinate to ubiquinone; tricarboxylic acid cycle.
CGUUGGUUUGUCCCGCCUUGGUCAUUGCUCCUUCAGGACGCCCUCUGCUCUUGGCGCACGCGCAGUGGCCCUUCUCCCGGCCGGUGCGAAAUGGCGGCGCUGGCGACGGUGGUUUGUCGAAGACUGCGGCAGGUGCCUUUAUUCCGCCCGCAGGGAUUUGCAGCUGGCCAGGUUUUCUCUCGAAACUUCCACUUCACAGUUUAUGGAAAGAAAAAUGCAUCUGCUAAAGUAUCUGAUUCAAUUUCAACACAGUAUCCUGUAGUGGAUCAUGAAUUUGAUGCAGUUGUUGUGGGUGCAGGUGGUGCAGGUCUGCGAGCUGCAUUUGGCUUAUCUGAGGCUGGGUUUAAUACAGCAUGUGUUACCAAAUUGUUUCCUACCAGAUCCCAUACUGUUGCUGCACAGGGAGGAAUCAAUGCUGCUUUGGGGAAUAUGGAAGAGGAUAACUGGAGAUGGCAUUUCUAUGAUACUGUGAAAGGCUCUGACUGGUUGGGUGACCAGGAUGCAAUUCAUUACAUGACUGAGCAAGCCCCUGCUUCAGUUAUUGAGUUGGAGAAUUAUGGUAUGCCAUUUAGCCGGACAGAAGAAGGAAAGAUCUAUCAGCGUGCCUUUGGGGGACAGAGUCUUAAGUUUGGGAAAGGAGGCCAGGCUCAUCGCUGCUGCUGUGUAGCUGACCGGACAGGACACUCCUUGCUACACACCCUUUAUGGGAGGUCUCUCAGAUAUGACACCAGUUACUUUGUGGAGUAUUUUGUCCUUGAUCUCCUUAUGGAAAACGGAGAAUGUUGUGGCGUUAUUGCACUUUGUAUAGAAGAUGGCACCAUACAUCGUAUAAGAGCAAAGAAUACCGUUAUCGCCACUGGAGGGUAUGGGCGCACAUACUUCAGCUGCACAUCUGCUCACACUUGUACUGGAGAUGGGACAGCUAUGAUUACUCGAGCAGGCCUGCCUUGUCAAGAUUUGGAAUUUGUGCAGUUCCAUCCCACAGGGAUUUAUGGUGCUGGCUGCCUUAUUACUGAGGGCUGUCGUGGUGAGGGAGGCAUUCUCAUAAACAGUGAAGGUGAAAGGUUUAUGGAGAGAUAUGCUCCAGUUGCAAAGGAUCUUGCGUCAAGGGAUGUGGUGUCUCGAUCUAUGACUAUUGAGAUCCGUGAAGGAAGAGGAUGUGGACCUGAGAAAGACCAUGUGUACUUGCAGUUGCACCAUUUGCCACCUCAGCAGCUAGCCACACGUCUUCCUGGGAUUUCAGAAACUGCUAUGAUAUUUGCUGGUGUGGAUGUCACCAAAGAACCCAUUCCUGUUCUGCCCACUGUGCAUUACAAUAUGGGAGGCGUUCCUACAAACUACAAAGGGCAGGUGAUUACACAUGUCAAUGGCAAAGAUCAAAUAGUACCUGGCUUGUAUGCUUGUGGUGAAGCAGCCUGUGCCUCUGUACAUGGUGCUAAUCGUCUUGGAGCAAACUCUCUUUUGGACUUGGUAGUCUUUGGACGUGCAUGUGCUCUUAGCAUUGCAGAAACCUGCAAACCUGGGGAACCAGUUCCAUCAAUUAAACCAAAUGCAGGUGAAGAAUCUGUGGCAAAUUUGGAUAAAUUGCGCUUUGCCAAUGGAAGCAUCAGAACAUCAGAAUUGAGGCUUGAUAUGCAAAAAACAAUGCAGAGCCAUGCUGCCGUGUUUCGUACAGGCCCUGUCCUACAGGAAGGUUGUGAGAAAGUUUCCAGCCUUUAUAGCAGUAUGGAUGACCUGAAGACAUUUGAUAGAGGUGUUGUUUGGAAUACUGACUUGGUGGAGACUUUGGAGCUACAGAACCUGAUGCUCUGUGCUUUGCAAACUAUUUAUGGUGCAGAAGCUCGGAAAGAGACACGUGGUGCUCAUGCUCGGGAAGAUUAUAAGGUUAGGAUAGAUGAAUAUGAUUAUUCUAAACCAAUCGAAGGACAACAGGAAAAGCCAUUUGAUCAACACUGGAGAAAGCAUACCCUCUCUUAUGUAGAUGUCAAGACAGGGAAGGUGUCUCUGGAAUAUAGACCUGUCAUUGACCAAACCCUGAAUGAAGAAGAUUGUGCAGCAGUUCCACCCGCUAUUCGCUCAUAUUAGUGAAUUUAUUGCUACUUUCCACAUGCAGUUUUUCCUCCGGCUAUUUGCUGUUAUUUGUGUCCCACCGGCUAUUCACUUGUAUUAGUGAAUUCAGUUCAACUUUCUAUGCUGUUCAGACGUUUCUUGGCAUAAGUGUCAAUAUACUUUACUAAACGGUUAUUGACAUGUGGUUGUGGAUGCUAUUAACAUGCUAUCAUAAAGACUUUUUCAUUGCAGCAAUCGGGAAGCUUUGUAUUUUGGCCAAUGGCUUCAUUUUGUAUUGGGCAUGACUAUAUAUGGCAUAUUCUUAAAAGUGUCUCACUUCCCUGAUAUCUAUACUCUGUUCACCAUUUCAGAGUGUAAACAUAGUCUGGUUAAAAAUGUUUUAAUUGUAUCGGAAGAAACAGUGGUCUCCAAAAUGCAUCCUGAUUUCAUGUUUGCUGGACACACAUGCCUAAUAUUGUAGAUCAGGCUUUCCCAACCUGGUGUGUUGUGUAAUUUUGGGCCAUGUUCUAGCAACCUGGUUCCUACAGUCUGUAAUUCCUAACCAAAAUGACUAGUAGUCAGGGCUAAUAGAAAAUGUGGUCUAAAACAUAUGGAGGACAUCAGAUUGCUUUAAAUUAUCCCUUUGUAUAAUGUAUAAAGAAUAUUGCAUAACAGGCAGGAAAAAAGAUCUUUUUGUGUCACAAGUGAAACACUAUGAUAAUUUCUCCCUUAACAGUUCAAUACGAGGUUUUUUUAUGUGGAGUGAUGCUAUUGAGAUUAGGAUUUUGGCAUAUGAAAAAUAAAAUUUCAGCAAGAUUAAAUUCCUGAAGAAGAAUACAGUCAAGCUCUCCACGUUCACUAGUUUGACAUCUGCAGAUUUGAUUAUUCACUAGUUUAGUAUCACCCUGUAGCAGCUGCUUUCCAGAACGUCCCUUUGCUGCCCUUUUUAGUGUCCCAGAUAUAUUUCUUUUUACUCCACUUUGCUGGGAGGCGGGGACUGACUGUUGGAUUAGUUUCAGUAUAAACACAUUAAUUUAUCUUUAUUGCAAACAUGAUUCCUGCCUCUGAGAAUGCAAAAACUAAGAAUGCAUUAGAAAUGGCAUAACAUAGAUGUGCGGUAUACAUAAAAGGUGGAUUAUGUAAGCCAGAAUGGACCUAUCAAAGUCCAUGAGAUUCAGUCGCAUUGAUUUCAGUGGGUUUACUAUGUAAUUAUAUAUCUAGUCUGAGUAGCCUACAGAUGCAUUGGCAUGCAGAUAGGAGUUCUACAUACCAAAGAAAAGAUUUUGUUAAACAAAAUCACAAUUCAUUUUAACUCUAGAGACCAUGCUAUGUAUGAUAAUAAAAAACAAUCUCCCCCCCCCCCACCCCCCGUGUAUAUGCUUAAAUAUUCAAACUAUUUUUAUUCUAUGAAUAUUUCUCUAGUUCAAGAGAUUUGACUUCCAGCAAAUGUGCUACCAUUUUUGUAUUUGGAGGAAAGAUAUUUUGUUUGUAUUUUUACCAGAGGAUGAGAAUUGUGUGAACUUAGAAGUUGCUCAACUACAAUUAUUUUAGGCAUAUGUUUAUUUAUUUAAUUUAUAUUUAUCUGCCAUCUUUCUCCCAGAGUGGUAACAAAGACAGCUUCCAAGACAAUAAAUUUUUAAAAGACCUGCAGUACAAUUAUAAAAUAGUUAAAAUCAUUUCAUAAUACAUUUUUUAAAUUAACUAAAAGCAUACAGACGUUUAAAAGAUAAGUAAACAUGUCCAAUAAAAAGCCCCACUGUUUAUAAAUUCAAUAACUGCUUACAUCAAAGUAUUCUUGCCUGCUGGUGAAAGAAAUCAUGGAGUGGGGGCAACCUAGCCUACUGUGGAAAGGCAUUUGAGACAGUCUGUGUACAAGUUAUAUAGUGCUUUACCGGUCAUGAUCAGCAUUUUCAAUUUUAUCAAUAACUAGUAAAAUUGUUUUAACAAGAAGGCAUGUGUCACCAUGGCCAAAUCUAACAUUUCAAGGAAUGGGUGCAGCUAGUGCACUACUUUUAAUUGUGAACAUGCAGUUCUCGCCACUGCUGAAAUCUGGGCAUUCAGGCAUAGAGCUGAGUCCAGGAGAAUACCCAACCUGCAAGGUUGGCUGAGAUUUCGCUGGGAAUGUAAUGCCAUUUAGAAGAAGCUGAUCUGCCUUUUGAGUGACCAGGAGCACCUCUGCCUUGUCUGGAUAAAAUUUUAUUUAGUUUGUUCUCAUGUAGUCCAUUGCUGACAACAGACAUUGCUUCAAUACUGAGGCAUCCUCCUGUGAAUCAGACAGGAGGUCAUCAGAGUUGGGUGACAUUGCAAGCUAGAAUUCUGGAUUACCUCUUCCAGAUGUUAAAUAGCAUGGCAAACAAAACAGAAUCACAGGCAAUUGCCAAGGCAUCUAAAAGAAUUCCCCCAGUAUACCUGCAAGAAGAAACAAAACUACUUUAUAACAGCACCUCAAAGUCCAAUCUGAGAGAAGUGACCUAGAAUGAUAUCAUGAUUGAUGGUAUCAAAAGCCAUUGAGAGGACAAGCAGAAUCAACAAAGACACAAUCCCCUUGUUCUGUUAUCUGUGCAGAUCAUCCACCAAAAUGAUCCAAAUUAUCUUCAUCCCACAAUCAGAUCUGAAACCAGAUUGAAAUGGAUCUAGAUACCUUGUCUGAUUCAGAAACCCUGAGAAUUGGGAGGCCAUCACACACUCCAGAACCUUCCAAUAUUAGAAUAUUAGAGACUGCCUGAUAAUUAUUCAGAAAGGUGGAAUCCGGGAAGGGGGGGGGGUUAGUAAAGAUUUCACCACAGCUUCUUUUAGGCAGGAUGGGAACUAUCUUUACUGCAGUGAGGAUUCACCUCUCUGUUCUCACUUAGCCAGUCUCCCUCUAACUGCUUCCAGAAGACAAGUUGCAAAUAUCCAGUAUGUAUGUGGUUGCUUGCAUUCUCCAAGGAUCCUGGCUACAUCAUUUGGCUUCACAAAUUAAACCAUAUCCAAUGAAACAGGACAAGCUAUUCCAAGCACAGAAUCCUAGAGCAGAGUAAUUUUGUCUGCAGUGUCUUGCCAAUUUGUCCUAACAGGCUUUUGAGGCACAAGAAAUACGUUACAGUGAGCUUUUGAAUUCCCAGCAGUGCUAACCAACAUAGUGGUGAGUAAUGCUGGAGUUGCAAUUCGAUAGUCAUCUAGGGGGUCAUGCAGUUGCUACCCGUGGUUUAUUCUGAUCUAUAAAUGAGUUUACUCUGGUGUUUCACCCCUUGCAAAUAUAUUCUUUAUGACAUGAGGGUUCUGUUAAGUUGCCCUUGUUUAAUUUCCACUUGAUAAAUCUGAGGUAAAAGGAGAGAUGCUAUGCCACUCACUGUGUUUAUGUGUUCUCUGGGAUUGGUGACACUAAUAUAAUUGCAUACAGCUCCUGAUAAUUUGUGCCAGAGUAGGAAAAUGUCACCUUUCAGAUACUAUUGGAUUUCAAGUCAAUGGAGCCCUAUCCUGUAUAGCAGUGGUGGGAAAUGAUGGGAGUCCUCUAUGUACAACAUCCAAAAAAGCUAUGCUUAUCUAUUGUACAUGGAAAAUUUAAAGUCACUUUUCCAUCAGGAGUUUAUUGCUGCUUACUGUUGAUUGCUGUAUGCAAAUUCUGCCUUUGGUUGGAAUUCAUAUUAAUGAAGCAUUGUCCAUAUUUAAAUAUGUAUCUUUUAGGCAGCUGAAGGUAUGUAUGAAGUAUUAACUUUGUAAAAAAAUAAAAAAUAAAGACUGCAAAUAAAAAUUAAAUGAACCA